AUGCGGCUAGUUUCGAGGCCGCAUAUGUACGUGCACGUGUGUCCUCUUGUGUGCAUGCAUGAGCUCGGGGUCAGGGUGAAUGAAGCUAUUUCAUACCGCCACUCCUCACCACCCAAACCCAUCCCGCCCACAACAGGAGGCAGAAAGUGCUAUAAAGGCGCCACAUUGUCUGCAGGACAUGUCUACGUGGGUCGGAGGCAGCCGAGGCUGAAAGAGACCCAGCGGCUCCAUCGUCGACUGACUCACCCACAUUCGUGCCCGCAACCCCAGCCUCGGGGAGCCCAUUUUGCCGACCUUUCUCUGAACCAAUGGCCUGGACCGGAUUCAAAACAAACCUGA
Molecule: messenger RNA, 339 nt
Organism: Protopolystoma xenopodis
Lineage: Eukaryota; Metazoa; Platyhelminthes; Monogenea; Polystomatidea; Polystomatidae
Source: the annotation of a GenBank genome assembly